AUGUCAUCCAGCCGAAUUCUGGUUAGGUCUCUACGGCACAGCGCUGUUAUUAAGCGCGAUCGACUCCUAUGUUCACUUGUCGUCGUUCUGGAAGGCCUUGGUUGUUCUUUCGAUUAUUUGGAGCAGCAUAACCUCAUCGAGGCUAUUCUUGUUGCUCAUAGAACACUGAUUGAUGAAUUAUUUUUAACUGGAAGGUGGGCUGUCAACGACCAGCAGGAUGUGCACGAGUUGUAUGGCUUCUUUAUGGACCGGGCGGCAAACACAGAGGCUAGACAGACGGUUCUGUCAGGUAGAGAGGAUCUGCUCACCAUCUCCCGGCUCCUCCCCUUUCCUCCGAUCUCCACCAAUGGGGAUACGCCAGCUGCAACUGUUACUGCCGCCAAUACUAGUACUGGAGUGCAGCAAUUCGGCAUGAGUGCCUACUUUUCUCCUCACCUUUCAUCCUUCCUUUCGACCAGUUUUGUACCCAGCUCCUUUCAUCAGUUCAUAGUGUCUCAAAUCUUUUGCGUCAAGUGCUCCUACCGUAGCGAUUUGCGUCUUGUACCCGAAUCUUGCAUCAUCCUCUUUCCCGAAAAAUCAAGGAAACGGCACACCAAGAAAAUGUCGUCUAAAGACAAAGAGUCAUACCGAUGCAGUGUUGAGACAAUGUUGAGCGAUGAGUUCUGUGUGGCAGAGUCACUGGCUGGAAUCCAUUGCCCUCGCUGUCAUAUGGAGGCGUUGCGAAUACCUGAGGCGAUGAUAAACGAUCCGUCGCCGACUGUCUCUGAUCGCAGCUCCAUUCGACACUUUGCCGAGAGUCUAUGCCGUAACACUUGCUGUGCACGUCGAUGGAUUGCUCUUCCUCCCGCCACGACUCAAACAACAGCGACAACGAAAACAACGAAGUCUCCUCUUGUCAUCUAUAUUCAGCGUGCUGUAUGGAUACCACUGAAGCACAUCGCACCUGAUACGGAUGACUAUGUACUGAGCUUCAUCGAUGGUGGUAUGGUGUCAAAAUUCACCGAACAUAUCAUUUUCUCCGAUACCCUUGAUCUUGCGCCCUACCUUGCAACUGGAUGUACAUUCCAUGCUCUAGCUCGCCGCAGCAAUGUCAAAUGGGGUGAUGAAAAAAGCAAGAAAAAAUCCCUCCCAUAUGCACUGCGGUCUGUGAUCGUGCACCAUGGUAACACUCUCCACGCGGGUCACUACGUGGCCUAUCGGUGCUGGCCUGGGGCUGGUACUGAAGACGCCAGCCCAAAGAACUGGAUCCUCAGCUCCGACCGAUACGUCGACCAGGUCCCCUUUUCCCGUGUCAAGGAGUGUCAGGCCUACAUGCUCUUCUAUGAACCGAUGGAGGAAGACACUCCUGGUGCACUCCAAUUCUCCACAUCCGUAGAACCCACGCCCAACGGAGAAGCAAUAGAAGUGGAGGAAGGGAUUAGUCUCGAUCAAAUUACUUCACCAGCUCAGAGAAUUCAUGUACUCAUGGCGUUAGUAUGUGGCGAAAAGGAGCUCGGAUAA
This is a messenger RNA of Hydatigera taeniaeformis, 1500 nucleotides long. The record is from the annotation of a GenBank genome assembly. NCBI's taxonomy places the organism in Eukaryota, Metazoa, Platyhelminthes, Cestoda, Cyclophyllidea, Taeniidae.